AUGGCCUACGUCGUGCCCAUCCACCGCGCGAGCAGCAUUCGCCAUGCAGUGAAGCUCAACUUCUUCGCACCAAACGAAGAAUGCUUAGUCGCAGCCAAAGCCAAUCGCCUAGAAUUCUACACCCUAACCCCAGAUGGCAUCGUCCUCACUGCAACCCGCGCUAUGUACGCGCGGGUGACGAUGCUUGCCCGUCUCCCUGCACCAUCCAACUCACCGACCGAUCACCUCUUCAUCGGAACGAACCAAUACAACUACUUCACAAUACAAUGGGACCGCGAAACGCAACAAAUCAAAACAGCACGCAGCUGCACUGAUAUCGUUGAGCCCUCGUCACGAGAGUCCCUGUUCCCUCCGCGGUGUCUGGUCGAUCCCACCGGCCGGUUCAUGACAUUGGAGGUGUACGAGGGCGUGAUAGUCGUUGUGCCCAUUGUGCAGCCGACGAAGAAACGGAGCCGGAUGUCGACGGUUGGGACAGAUAUGCCACCUCAGGUAGGAGAACUCGACAGACCGACCAUAUCCCGGAUCGACGAGCUGUUCGUUCGAUCAUCCGCAUUCUUGCAUUCAGAAUCGAAUCCGUGGCUAGCACUGCUAUACGAAGAUAACACACAGAAGGUGCGCCUCAGAAUCCGCGAGCUGGAUUACACUCCUGGUACAUCGGGACUUGCUGCGGAUGCUACGUUCAAAGAGGUACCAAAGCUUGAGGGAGGAGAGUUUGGGCAAGAGCUUGAUCUCGGUUCUUCGCAUUUGAUUCCCAUCCCGGCUCCGCUGGGUGGUCUUAUUGUUCUCGGUGAAACGUCGAUCAAAUACAUCGACGAUAACGCCAACGAUGUGAUUACGCGCAAUCUCGAUGAGGCAACUGUUUUUGUUGCUUGGGAGAAAAUCGAUAGCCAGCGGUGGUUGUUAGCCGAUGACUAUGGAAGACUCUUUUUCUUAUCUUUCAUUCUGAACAACCGGGGUGAGAUCGAUGACUGGAAGCUCGAGUACCUGGGUAGUACGGCUCGUGCGUCUGUCCUCGUCUACCUCGGUGGUGGAAUGCUAUUCAUCGGCUCGCAUCAGGGCGACUCACAGGUGAUCCGGCUGAAUGGUAGUUCGUUUGAAGUUAUCCAGACCCUGUCUAAUAUUGCGCCCAUUCUCGACUUCACCAUCAUGGACCUUGGAAAUCGCACCAGCGAGAGCCAAACCCACGAGUUCUCGUCUGGACAGGCUCGGAUUGUGACAGGAUCCGGCGCGUUCGAUGAUGGCACCCUGCGAAGUGUGCGCAGCGGUGUCGGUAUGGAAGAGCUGGGCGUCUUGGGCGAAAUGGAUCACAUCACGGAUCUCUGGGGUCUACGGACUCAAAAUGAAACCAAAGACGAGUCACUGGAUACCCUGAUCGUUACUUUUGUGGACGAGACUCGUGUGUUCCAAUUUAGCCCCCACGGUGAAAUCGAGGAGCUCGACAAUUUCCUGGGGCUUGCACUCACGGAGAGCACUCUCCUUACUAUGCGGCUUUCAGGCGCUCGCAUCCUCCAGGUCACAGAAAAUCGAGUACUAGUUGCCGAUCUCGAAAGUGGGAUGGUCACUUUCGAAUGGGAGCCGGAGACUCCCAAGCUGAUCACCGCUGCCUCGGCCAACGAUGACCACCUCGUUCUGGUGGUCAGUGGCCAGGUGGUCACGACCUUCAACCUCAAAGGCAACGUGGAACUUCUCACGCAAAAGAAUUUCGGUGAUAACCAGCAGAUCUCUGGCUUGACUGUUCCGUCUACACCAUCAGGAGUCUUCAUCGCAGGAUUCACUCAACUAGCGCAUGUCUCGAUUUUUGGCAUUAACGACUUGAAAGAAUUGGGAACAAGCCCCCUUGGCCCAGCUGGAGAAAGCUUCCCGCGAUCAGUCCUAGUGGCCCAGGUAUUGGCCGACAAACCACCUACCCUGUUCGUCUCCAUGGCCGAUGGUUGCGUUAUCACGUUCUCGUUGAACGAUGACCACACACUCACUGGAAUGAACAAGCUGGUUCUUGGUUCUAAACAACCCGUUUUCAAGAAGUUGCCUAAAGGGGAUGGCCUGUUUAACGUUUUCGCCACCUGUGAAAACCCCAGCCUAAUUUAUGGCUCGGAUGGUCGAAUCAUCUAUUCCGCUGUAAACUCUGAAGGUGCCUCGCGGAUCUGCCAUCUUAAUGCAAUGGCUUUCCCUGAUGCUAUCGCGGUUGCAACAGAAAAAGAGCUUAAGAUCGCUUUGGUUGACAGAGAACGCACAACUCAAAUCCAAACGCUCCCAAUAGGCUCGACUGUCCGUCGUGUUGCAUAUUCCCCAUCUGAAAAGGCAUUUGGGCUUGGUACAAUUGAACGUAAGCUUGUGGCUGGCGCCGAGGUCGUGAAGAGCCACUUCGUCCUCGCCGAUGAGAUCAUGUUCGGACGACUUGAUGCCAUCGAAAUGCGCGAAGAGGAGCUGGUUGAAUGCGUUAUUCGCGCCGAGCCAUCAAGCAAGAAAGGUGGAAGUACCAAGGAUCGGUUCAUCGUCGGCACAGCUUUCGCAAACGAAGAAACCGAAAGCGGGGAAAUCCGCGGGCGGAUUCUCGUACUGGAAGUUGAUCACGGCCGCAAGCUCAGCCUAGUCGCCGAGUUGCCGGUCAUGGGUGCUUGCCGAGCUCUCGCUAUGAUGGGUGACUACAUCGUUGCAGCGCUCGUCAAGACUGUUGUAAUCUAUGAGGUGAAAACCGAUAGCAGUGGUUCGAUAACACUGGAGAAACUCGUCGCCUAUCGUACCUCGACUGCGCCAGUUGACCUGACUGUGAACGGGAACUUGAUCGCCGUGGCAGAUCUAAUGAAGAGUCUAUGCCUAGUCAAAUAUGAACCGGGAAAAGAUGGCGAGCCCGACAAGCUCGUCGAAGUUGGCCGCCAUUAUCAAACAGUCUGGAGCACAGGAGUUGCUUGCGUCGGCGAUGAAACAUUCCUCCAGAGCGACGCCGAGGGUAACCUUAUCGUUCUUUCUCGAAAUAUGAAUGGAGUCACAGUCCAGGACCGGCACCGCCUGGUUCCGACUAGUGAAAUCUCGCUCGGAGAAAUGGUGAACAGGAUCCGGCCUGUGAAUAUCCCACACCUCUCCAGCGUGACAGUGACACCUCGUGCAUUCAUGGCAACAGUCGAGGGCUCCAUCUUCCUCUUCGCGCUCAUUAAAGACCAGUACCAAGAUUUGCUAAUGACAUUGCAAACUGUGCUUGCCACCAAGGUUGACUCAUUAGGCGACCUGGAAUUCGAGAAAUUCCGAGGAUUCCGCACGAUGGUCCGCACGGCUGAUGCGCCGUUCCGAUUCGUGGAUGGCGAGCUUAUCGAACAGUUCUUGGACUGCUCGCCGAGUAUGCAGCAGGAGAUCGUGGAUGAGGUUGGCUCUUCUGAUGUAGAGGAGAUUAAGCAGAUGAUUGAGGCAUUGCGAAGACUUCACUGA
This is a messenger RNA of Penicillium soppii, 3420 nucleotides long. Its product is annotated as DDB1/RSE1 family protein. The coding region runs from base 1 to 3420 and encodes 1139 amino acids. Gene Ontology annotation, cellular component: site of double-strand break; nucleus. The record is from RefSeq and is a predicted model, not a curated record. Gene Ontology annotation, biological process: DNA repair; proteasome-mediated ubiquitin-dependent protein catabolic process. Lineage: Eukaryota; Fungi; Ascomycota; Eurotiomycetes; Eurotiales; Aspergillaceae. Gene Ontology annotation, molecular function: nucleic acid binding; protein binding. The transcript has 3 exons.